UAGAAGUCGCCCUUUCCCUUUCAUUCACGGAAUCCUGGAGGGUGGGAUGACUGAGUGUUGCCAUCACGCGUUCCCUCCGACAUCUCAAUACAUCCCCUAUGGUCAAGGUCGUCGCGACUGCCGCACGAGAUCCCGUUACCUGUCCAUCCUUUUUACCUGGAGAAAGCGUCUGUGACGGCCAGGGCGGAGCGGCGGCCUCUUCCACUUUCACCGACCACCAGCGGCAUGGCUGACGUAAUACUUAUGUCGGAUGGCGGUCUUAUUACUAUCAUUAUUAUUAUUAUUAUUAUUAUUAUUAUUACGAGUAUUAUUAUUAUUAUUAUUAUUAUUAUUACUAUUAUUAUUAUUAUUAUAGCCGACACGUGCUCCCUCCGAUAUCUCAGUACAUUCCCCUAUGGUCAAGGUCGUCGCGACUAUCCACGCCGUACCGCCAUAAUCUCCAGUCUGCCGACGUAUAUAUGUCAUGAAAAGGUAAAGUUUAAAGUCAGUCUGUUAGUUGACAGGGUUUAAAAAACAUGUCAUUGAGAGAUAGUGACGAUAUAUACGUAUACCUAUCUUCUCUUGCAGGUGGUAGGUCAUUUCCCAACAACACAACAACAGAAUUUGAAAACAGAAUCUUACCCAUUCAUUUAGACACCGGCAGGGAUUAUGAAGUCGGCCUGUGUAAUAUUUUAUUCCCUAAAUAUUUCUACUGCAUUGCGGAAGGGGAUCCAAAUUCCAGUAUAUCGUUCUAUGGUCGGGUUAAGCAGUCAGACUUUGAUAUGUAUGAAUAUAAUAUGUAUACCUAUCUACCGGAAAGGAAUAUCAUCUCCAAUUUUACCGAUAAGAACAUACCAGCCAUAACUAAGGCAAUUAAUGGACAGAUAGUGAAAGAACUUCAAGCAAUCUUGAAUGACUCCUUUAAGAUCUAUUUCCCUUACUCGGAUAUCAUUUAUUAUGACCGCGACUUGGAGCGGGUCGUUGUGAAUAACGCGAUUGUCCCUCCUAAUGACGAUCGUAUUUACAGUGAUAUAAGUAUAAAAUUUGCAUCGCAUAUAGCUCACAUUCUGGGUUUCAAUCCAAAUUUUCGCUACACCGUCUACUUUCAAAGAUCUGGCGACGGCAUUUCAUCUUCCGACGCCAGCGAAGCUUCCUCCUCAUCACCCAUAAAAUUAUUCGCUCAAUACGUACCGCGAGCUGAUGCAGGGACGGAUUAUAUGUACGUUUAUACCGACAUCAUUUCCCCCUCGCGAUUUGGCAACCAACUAGUUAAUAUAUUAGACGUCAUACCACUCCCCGGCGACAGCACCAGUAAAGGUGCGAAUUCAAUUACGUAUAAACCACUUUCUGCAUCAACUAUAGAGAGUGUGGCCAUCAAAAUUGCUAAUCAAAGAGGCAAACCUAUUCAGUUUGAAGAUGGGGAAAACAGUGUUACUUGCGUGUUACAUAUAAGACCACGUUAACUUUGCGUCUCGGACGUAAAAUUUUGAAGAGAAUCGAUCAAGGUGGGAUAAUGGGUGGAGUGGAGGAUAAUGAAACAGGCAGGUGUUGCCUACUUCCGAGUCAAGGCACGCGCCUCGCGACCAUCUGCGCGGGAAGCUUCAGUGUUUCCCCGCACGGCAUGGCGGCCGGGACAAAGUGUUGACAAUGUUAUAGAAAAAAAAGAAAAGAAAAUGGGUGUUCACUGUGGAACAGCAGAGGCGCGGAUUUUAUGUGAAGUGUGUGGGAGAUGGCGCACUAAUCCAUCCUGCCCCUCAUGUGUGGAAGACCAGUGUGAUUUAUGCGAGCGGUGUGGACUUCUGUUUCCACAUCCACCGCCAGAACACACCUGCGAAGUUGGCAAUCCUGCUUCUUCUGGCUCACACUCGAUUGAGGUUGAGCAGAACGGCGGCGUAGAAGGCCCACGUCGGCGGACGUCACAAGGCGACAUCCCACGCGGAGGCGGGGGAAGAGACUCGCCACGGCCGGGACCGAGUGGAUUAUCGGGGAACGUAUUCAAUUCUUCCGAGACUUCAAGUCCUUCCCUACCUACACAAGGCACGCCACAAGCGGAGGCGGACCACGAUGAGCGCAGCAUGGCAGGAGAGUCGGCGGAUGCAGACCUUGACGAGCGCGGGAUGCCGGAAGAGCCGCGGUUAAUUGACUCGAGGGAAAAUUUUAUGAGGAGCUUCGCCAGACAUCAAUAUGACAUACCUGAUCAUGUAAGCAGAGAUCCACUCGGUCUACUUACCGAAUACAGGGAGUUCUUUAUACGGGAAAUUAGAUCAUAUUUCACGUCACACGGCUCGCCAUUCCCCCCCACCCUAAAAAUAUUUUCACACAUUUCUCUGUUACUAGUGAAAUUCUCUACCUUAGGCGAGGAUGAACAUCGAGUCAUUCAUAUUGCUUUUAGAGCACGACUGAUCACCUAUCAAGAUGUGCCUGACCUUGUUGAUUUAUGGAUCCAUCAGCUGAACAGUCGGCUGGAAAGCCUUACCAGCGAGACUGAAGGAUCUGGUUUUAUCAUUUCAAGAGUACAGAAUUUUUUUAUCAACUAUUGCUUGCACGUCGCAUGUAGUGGCAUAGGAGAUUAUGUUGCUUAUCCUAGAGGCGUGCGAGGAGGGAAUGAAAUUUUCAAUCCUGAUGGCCGACAUUCAUCCUGUGUUAUUCAGUGUUUGGCGGCUUUCAGACUUCAUGCUCGAGGUGUACCUUGGAAAAGAAUUCCAAAAAUAUUACGGAGACGGCAUGGCGGAGAGAAAUACGUCACGCGCGGAAAAGUAGGCAGUCCAGUGACUUGGGAGAACUUGAGUCAGUUAGAAAGGUUAAAUUGUCUGUCUCUGGACGUUUAUACACUGACAAAAAGCGGUGAGAUAUACUAUUUAACAUUAUCAAGAAAAGGCUCGCGGAAGUAUAAAACUGUAGUCUCACUCCUUUUACUAGGUGGAAAACAUAUGACGCUCAUUAAAGACGUGGAGAAGCUGCACCGGAAAUUGACGAGAAGCAGCCCCACCCCAGAGGGUCAUCAGUUUUGCAAAGUAUGUUUCAGCUCAGUUCCCAAGUCUGUCAGUUUGAGCGAUCACGAGUGUCACUGCGACUUCACUCAAACUCUUCUCUUUCCAGGUGACGGUGAAAAAGUAAAAUUUAAAAAUUUUGCCUACACCUAUCAGCCUGCAUACUUAGCAUUUUUUGAUUUUGAAACUAUGAUAAAACCUAAGGAGAAUAGGAGUGUGAUAGCUGAACAUGACCCAAUUGGAUACUCGUAUCUCAUCAUCAAUAGGCAUGGAGAUGUCGUGGAAAAGAGAAGUUAUUUCGGUGAAGAUCCCGUGAAUAAUUUCAUUGAUAGCCUAUCCAAUGCUUGGGGAAUCAUCAAGGAAAGUGUAGUUAGCUAUCCAAUUAGCAUGUCUGCGGAGGAUGAAGCCCACUUCAAACGUUAGCGUCACUGCGAGCUCUGCCAUCAACCCUUUAAUGUGAAAACCCCACCUCAUAAACAUCACGACCACUCAUUACCACAAAAUAAUUACAAGGGGGCUUUGUGCGCGCGAUGCAACCUCCAGUGUCGUGACAUGAGGAAAUAUCUCAUCACUCUGGCACAUAAUAUGAGCUUUGACGUCUCCUUAAUCAUAAAAGACCUUCACUUGCCAGAGUCGCACGUGGACAUCCUUGCCAAGUCAGAAUCGCAUUUAUUGAAAGUAAGGAUUAAGGAAUUGCAGUUUCAGGACACGCUUUCCAUUAUGAAUGCUGGCCUCGGUCAUCUCGCUCAGAGUCA
This is a messenger RNA of Scylla paramamosain (green mud crab), 3724 nucleotides long. RefSeq lists its product as uncharacterized. Lineage: Eukaryota; Metazoa; Arthropoda; Malacostraca; Decapoda; Portunidae. The transcript is spliced from 4 exons. The record is from RefSeq and is a predicted model, not a curated record. The coding region runs from base 1512 to 3392 and encodes 626 amino acids.